Molecule: messenger RNA, 1555 nt
Organism: Acaulospora colombiana
Lineage: Eukaryota; Fungi; Glomeromycota; Glomeromycetes; Diversisporales; Acaulosporaceae
Source: the annotation of a GenBank genome assembly
CGAUAGGACCCCAAGUGGAGGCGAAAAAGGCAAUGUAGAUGCAGACGAAAGCGACGAGGCAUUUCUGGCCGGAAAGAUUUUCGACAGAGAUGGUGACACCGAUGAUGGCGAUGAGGUAUUCGCAGAUGAGCAUGCCGACGGCACCGAUGAGCAAGAGACGUCUACGUCCGACGUGGUCGACGGCCCAAAAGGCGGGGAUGGUCAUGACGACGUUGACGACGUUGGUGGCGAUCGAGAUCGUGAAAGGGUUGCUGAUACCCGAGUUCUUGAAGAGGGUCGUGCCGUAGUAAAAGAUGAAAUUGACACCGGUGAGUUGUUGCCAGGCUUGGAUAAAGAUACCGGUGAGGGUGCGGAAGAGGAUCUUGUUGGGGCCCAUCUUGAAGCAGUCCAUGUACGAGCUCUCGCCGACUUCUUCUUCCAUGCGCAAGUUGGCCUUGAUGUCCUCGAGUUCGGUUUGGACGUCAAUGUCGUCGGGGGUGGUACCGAGGAGACGGGCGAGCGAACGGGCGGCGGCGUCGUCUUGGUGUUUCUUGAUGAGGAAUCGAGGAGAUUCGGGGAGGAAGAACAUGCCGACGGCGAGGAUACCGGCCCAGACGAAUUGGAGAGCGAUGGGGAUGCGGUAAGAGCUGGCGUCGUCACGGUCCUUGCAUGCCUCGUUGACGAUGGAAGCGAGGAAGAGACCGAUAGUCUAAAUGGAGACGACGGCACCACGAAUCCACUUGGGCGAAGACUCGGCUUGGUACAUGGGAAUGAGACACGAGACCUGACCGACACCGAGACCAGCAAAGACACGACCGGCGACAAAGAGGGGGACGGCAGUGGCAGCGGUUUGCAUGGCUACACCAGCAGAAAAGACGACACAGCAGGCGACGAUGGCCAACCUUCUGCCCAUGAUAUCGGCCAUGGGUGCGGCGCUGAGCGCACCAAAGAAUGUUCCCAAGGAGAGGAUGGAGACGAUGAGGGAUUCGUUGGGCGUAGAGAUGGUGUACCCUCCCUUGCCGUCGGGGUAUCCGAACGUCUUGAGCCAGAACUACAAGGGAUACUGCACAACGUCAGUUCGAAUUGCAAAAUGUCAAAGAUCUACACUCACCCUCCAAAUGCCGCGAAACAGACCAUUCCGAUCCCGAGAAUCGAAGACUUGCGGCCGCCCUCCAUACCGGACGAGACUACAGCUGCACCACCACCUGGCAUUGUUGUUGUUGCUGGAUUUCGUGGGGGUGAUAGCGGGGAGAAAUGGGACGAGGGGUGGGAAAAUGGCAACAACGACGCUCAGCCUGCACUCUCCGGUUCAACCCGCGACUCGACAUCCGGCUCGCAAAAAUGGGGCCAUUUGGGCGGAGAUGAACUCAAGCACGAAGAUGAGAACUUUUGCGGCGACUUUUCUCUAGAGAGAAGCUGCAAUAUCGAGCCUGGAUACAGCCGUGUUGAAUUCCUACUUCUUAUCAAGAAGCACACACACCUAUCUGUCGACUUCAAAGCUCCUGCAACGACGAUUUUGGCAUCUCGCUCCUCUGUAUCCCAUCGGAUGGGACCGCUGGCCGGCCUCUCUGUUUGA